This is a messenger RNA of Symbiodinium natans, 1926 nucleotides long. The record is from the annotation of a GenBank genome assembly. NCBI's taxonomy places the organism in Eukaryota, Dinophyceae, Suessiales, Symbiodiniaceae.
AUGUUGCAACAGAACCACAGAGCCCAAGGACACCUUGAAGAGAAUUUCCAUGUCAAGAUGUUGCAACAGAACCACAGAGCCCACGGACACCUUGAAGGGAAUUUCCAUGUCACGAUGUUUUUGCAACAUCUUGACAUGAAAAUUCCCUUCAAGGUGUCCGUGGGCUCUGUGGUUCUGUUGCAACAUCUUGACAUGGAAAUUGCUGUCAGGGUGUCCGUGGGCUUUGUGGUUCUGUUGCAGCAUCUUCACAUGGAAAUUCCCUUUAAGGUGUUCGUGGGCUCUGUGGUUCUGUUGCUGCAACAUCUUGACAUGGAAACUCCCUUCAAGGUGUCCUUGGUCUCUGUCGUUCUGUUGCAGCAUCUUGACAUGGAAAAUUCCCUUCAAGGUGCCCGUGGGCUCUAUGCUUCUGUUCUUGACAUGGAAAUUCCCUUCAAGGUGCCCGCGGGUUCUGUCGUUCUGUUGCAACAUUUUGGCAUGGAAAUUCCCUUCAAGGUGUCCGUGGGCUCUGUGGUUCUGUUGCGACUUCUUGACAUGGAAGUGCCCGUGAAGGUGUCCGUGGGCUCUGUGGUUCUGUUGCAACAUCUUGAAAUCCCCUUCAAGGUGUCCUUGGGCUGUCUGGUUCUGUUGCAACAUCUUGACAUGGAAAUUCCCGUCAAGGUGUCUUUGGGCUCUGCCGUUCUGUGGCAACAUCUUGACAUGGAUUUUCUAUUGAAGGUCUCCGUGGGCUUUGUGCUUCUGUUGCAACAGCUUGACAUGGAAAUUCCCUUCAACGUGUCCGUGGGCUCUGUGGUUCUGUUGCAGCAUCUUGACAUGGAAAUUCCCUUCAAGGUGUCCGUGGGCUCUGUGGUUCGGUUGCAACAUCUUGACAGGGAAAUUCCCUUCAAGGUGUCCUUGGGCACUGUCGUUCUGUUGCAACAUCUUGACAUGCAAUUUCCCUUCAAGAUGUCCGUAGGCUCUGCCGUUCUGUUGCAACAUCUUGAGAUGGAUAUUCCCUUCAAGGUGUCCUUGGGCAUUGUCGUUCUGUUGCAACAUCUUGACAUGCAAUCUGCCUUCAAGAUGUCCGAAGGCUCUGCCGUUCUGUUGCAACAGCUUGACAUGGAAAUUUCCUUCAAGGCGUCCGUGGGCUCUGUGGUUCUGUUGCAACAUCUUGGCAUGCAAUUUGCCUUCAAGGUGUCCGUGGGCUCUGUAAUUCUGUUCCAACAUCUUGACAUGCAAAUUCCCUUCAAGCUGUCCGUGGGCUCUGUCGCUCUGUUGCAACAUCUUGACAUGGAAAUUCCCUUCAAGGCGUCCGUGGGCUCUGUGGUUCUGUUGCAACAUCUUGACAUGGAAGUUCCCUUGAUGGUGUCCUUGGGCUCUGUGGUUGGUUUGCAACAUCUUGACAUGGAAAGUCUCGUCAGGGUGUCCGUGGGCUCUGUGGUUCUGUUGCAACAUCUUGACAUGGAAAUUCUCUUCAAGGUGUCCUUGGGCUCUGUGUCGUUGAACUCUGCCGUUCUGUUGCAACAUCUUGACAUGGAAAUUCCCUUCAAUGUGUCCGUGGGCUCUGUCGUUCUGUUGCACCAUCUUGACAUGGAAAUUCCCUUCAAGGUGUCGUUGGGCUCUGUCGUUCUGUUGCAACAUCUUGACAUGGAAGCUCCCUUCAAGGUGUCCGUGGGCUCUGUCGCUCUGUUGCAAGAUCUUGACAUGGAAACUCCCUUCAAGGUGUCCGCGGGCUCUGUCGUUCUGUUGCAACAUCUUGACAUGGAAUUUCCCUUCAAGGUUUCCGUGGGCUUUGUCGCUCUGUUGCAACAGCUUGACAAGGAAAUUUUGCAACAGCUUGACAUGGAAUUUCCCUUGAAGCUGUCCGUGGGCUCUGUGCUUCUGUUGCAACAUCUUGACAUGGAAAUUCCCUUCGUCCGUGGGCUCUGUGGUUCGUUUGCAACAUCUUGA